Molecule: messenger RNA, 601 nt
Organism: Balearica regulorum gibbericeps (East African grey crowned-crane)
Lineage: Eukaryota; Metazoa; Chordata; Aves; Gruiformes; Gruidae
Source: RefSeq, a predicted model, not a curated record
UUCGGCGAGGUCUGCGCCUGCCAGCGCCGCGCCACCGGCAAGAUGUACGCCAACAAGCGCCUCAACAAGAAGCGCCUCAAGAAGCGCCAGGGCUACGAGGCGGCACUGGUGGAGAAGCGGAUCCUGGCGCGGGUUCACAGCCGCUUCAUCGUCUCGCUGGCCUGCGCCUUCCAGACCAAGACCGACCUCUGCCUCGUCAUGACCCUCAUGAACGGCGGUGACCUGCGGUACCACAUGUACAACGUGUACGAGGACACCCCCGGGUUCCCCGAGCCACGGGCCGUGUUUUACGCCGCCCAGAUCCUGCUGGGGUUGGAGCACCUGCACCAGCAUCGCAUCGUCUACCGCGACCUCAAGCCCGAGAACGUCCUCCUCGACGACGCCGGCCACGUCCGUCUGUCCGACAUGGGUUUGGCCGUGGAGCUCAAGGAGGGACAGAGCAAAACCCGUGGCUACGCUGGGACCCCAGGGUUCAUGGCGCCGGAGGUGCUGCGGGAUGAGGAGUACGACUGGUCUGUCGACUACUUCACGCUGGGGGUGACCAUCUACGAGAUGCUGGAGGCCAAGGGACCCUUCCGCAGACGGGGGGAGAAGGUGCCCA